This is a messenger RNA of Guyanagaster necrorhizus, 1221 nucleotides long. RefSeq lists its product as uncharacterized. The coding region runs from base 192 to 956 and encodes 254 amino acids. The transcript is spliced from 3 exons. Gene Ontology annotation, molecular function: protein binding. The record is from RefSeq and is a predicted model, not a curated record. NCBI's taxonomy places the organism in Eukaryota, Fungi, Basidiomycota, Agaricomycetes, Agaricales, Physalacriaceae.
CAAAGUCACAUUUUGCCAUCCACAACCCAAAAGUCUUCCAUCAGUCGGCACAUGAGAUAGUCCAUGUUUGUAUGAUGUCAUUCUUGAAUGUGAAUACAGCAAAGGGCUGACACGAGGAGAAAAGUGUCCACGAUGGAAGCGCGAGGCAGUGGGCACACCCUCUUAACAUCUACAACACUACAACGACAAAGAUGUCCGAACAAGUCGUACCCGCUGUGGUGCUCUUUUCAAUGGUAUCUCGCAUGUCUAGAAUGCCCGUACAACCGUGGACCAGGAGCAGGGAAUUCUACUGGGAAACAAGCACAUUCCUCGUCGAAAAUGUAUUAUUCCGUGUGCCAAGAUAUCAAUUCAUCGAGAACUCGGAGACGUUCAGAGCCAUGUUUACGUUGCCGCAAGCUGCGGCCGACACUGUCGAAGGCGAUACCGACGAUAAGCCUAUCCACCUGCAAGGUGUCAGUAAAGUAGACUUUGAAGCACUGCUCAAAUUCCUGUACCUUCAGAAUGGGCUAUUUCCAGACAAAAUAUCGCACGAGGAAUGGCUAUCGACCUUAAAGCUCUCGACGAUGUGGGAUAUGACCAAGAUACGCGAAACUGCUAUUGCAUACAUCAUGGAGCAUGAACUGGAGAUUGACGCGACGGAGCGAAUUUCACUGGGUAAUAUAUAUGAUAUACCGAAGCUGGUGAUUUCUGGAAUCAUCAGCCUGGUCAACCAAUGGGAAGGGGUGUCCGAAGAGCAGGCGAAGGUUCUUGGUUUGGAGAUGGCGCUGCGUAUACAGAGUAUACGAACUACACUACUGAGGAACAAGGGUGUUCCAGGUGUGUCUCCAGAACGCCAGGUGCGCGCUACGGCAAGAGAUGUGUUUCAUAGAGAAUGGCCCUUUUUGGAGCCGGUCGAAGAGGUCGAAGAAGUCCGUCGUAUGAAGGCAAAAGUUCGGGAGGAGCAUGUGUCGUGGUAGCUUUAGAAGGUCCAUUGGGACAUUGGGAACAUCAUCUACAAAGCUUUGUAUCCUUAGCCAAGUAUGAAAGCGAUGAUGGCCUUGGCCUAUCGAGGACAUGAUGCCUGUGCUGAGAUAUCGGUUAGGUGAGAAGAGAGACGCAGAAGUUUAUUCGACAGAACGCUGUAGUGGUAAAAGCACACGGUACGAUAGUCUUGGAACAUCAUUCUCAGUUCAAGUCGAAAUAUUCUUUAAAACGACUGGUAUAAUACUCACCAAUUGUGCA